Molecule: messenger RNA, 1138 nt
Organism: Ostrinia furnacalis (Asian corn borer)
Lineage: Eukaryota; Metazoa; Arthropoda; Insecta; Lepidoptera; Crambidae
Product: SAP30-binding protein
Exons: 1
Coding region: 137-1000 (287 amino acids)
Biological process (GO): regulation of DNA-templated transcription
Cellular component (GO): nucleus
Source: RefSeq, a predicted model, not a curated record
UGACAUGUGGUUGACAGCAUCAUCUGUGGUUUUGUCAGUGUACCAAUUUUACUGAGUUUUGAUUUUUGAUAAAAAUUCAAUAAUAUUAUUAGUGAUUAACCAAUAAACCGAGACUGAGACGCAAGAAAUUCCCAAAAUGACAUCUCAAGCCUUAGCAUCACUUACAGCUACCUACACAGACUCCGAGGGAGAGGAAAGCAUUGUUGAUGAACAGACACCUGAAAAAGAGGAUCCAAAAGUUGUCCAUUCUGCGCCCGUCAGUCCAAAAAAGGCUGAGGAAGGCACAAAAUCUUCAUCUGCACCACCGUCUCCCAAACGGCGCCUGGUUUCAUAUGUAGAUGACACCAUAGUUUCGGAUGAAGAGCAGUUGUCGCCGAACGCUGAAGAUCAAGAUGAUAUGCGACGUUUGUCAAUGGAAACCGAUACCGAUGAAGCCAUCCCGCGCUCGGACCCCGACGACUCGCAGGACGGCGUCAGCAUACCGCCGGAGCCGCCGGGCAAGUGCCCCAAGGAACUGCAGGAAUCCAUAGCCAAGUUCUACAGUCGCAUGUUGAGCGAAGGCCUAGACAUGAAUAGAAUAAUUCAAGACAAAAAGAACUUUAGGAAUCCCAGUAUUUAUGAGAAAUUAAUUCAAUUUUGUGAUAUAAAUGAGCUAGACACUAACUAUCCUCCUGAAAUAUAUGACCCGCUGAAAUGGGGGAAAGAAUCGUAUUAUGAUGAAUUGUCGCGAGUACAAAAAUUUGAAAUGGAUAGGAGAGAAAAGGAAAAGAAAGAUAAAUUAUCUAAGAUUGAUUUUAUAACAGGUGUUGCAAAGAAACCAGAAAGUGAUGAUGAGAAAAAAAGAAAGUCUAAGUGGGACCAGGCUGCGCCAAACGUGGGAACCAAGCCCGCCAUCAAGCAGCCCGGCCUGCUGCAGCAGCCGCUCACCAGCAACGUCACGGGCACCAAGAGCACCGUCAUCUCUGCCUUUGGAUCUCUCCCUAAGAAAACUAAGAUGUGACUUGAAACCAAGGCUUAUGAGAAAGUUAAGCCAUAAAAGUAUUUUUUUCUCAAGCACAAGAGCUGAGUGUGACUUCUACAGACGAAUUUUGUAAUGUGGUGUUUUUGAACAGUGUGCAGUGUACAUAUUCAAUUAAAA